Messenger RNA from Pichia membranifaciens NRRL Y-2026, 3226 nucleotides. RefSeq lists its product as hypothetical. NCBI's taxonomy places the organism in Eukaryota, Fungi, Ascomycota, Pichiomycetes, Pichiales, Pichiaceae. Gene Ontology annotation, molecular function: RNA binding. The coding region runs from base 281 to 3136 and encodes 951 amino acids. The transcript has a single exon. The record is from RefSeq and is a predicted model, not a curated record.
CAGGAUUGUUGAUUAUUCCAGAUUUCGGGACUGUUGCGACAGGAUAUAUUCGGAGCAAAAUCGGUGGUAUCGAUUCUUUUCCGGCUUCUGCUACUUUUUUUGUCACAACCAGUGGGCUACUGCUUUGAAAUUUUGACACUUACAACAGCACUUUCUUUCAUUAAUAGCUGUUGGCGAGAAACAAGCUGCACCUCAUACAUUUGAUUCGGCUCUCACGUAUCGGCAUCUACAUUUGUGUGUUUGAAUAGUAUUUAUUUUCGCUAGCAUAUUAUUCUCUAUCAUGGCAGAGGCAGCACAAAGUUCCGACCUCCCACCGAAAAGCACAGUAAUCGAGUCGGUUUCUGUGAACGAAACUGUUGAUACGGCUUCUCCAGUCUCCAGCACGAAGACGAGUGGUCUUGAAACGAUGACGACUGCUCUAGCUUCUCUGACUUCGUCUUCUUCUACACCAUCAUCUUCAACGACCCCAGGCACAACUAAUACAACCCCAGCUGUAGUCACAUCUUUUCCUAGUGACUCCGCAACCCAUGUCUCUCCAACCUACAUCCUUAUUGACUUCCAGUCUAAUGAAGAGAACAACCCAAAUAAAGUUGACUUCAGUGGAGCAUCUUACAUAAUUGUCGAGACCCCCGAGUUCAACAUCGUACGGAGGAAAGACUUCAACUUCAAAACUUCAGAAAAUGAGCAAGUAGAUGGGGCUGAUGCUCAAGUCACUACAUUUCAAGACUUUAUUCAGGAUUUGAGCGACUCUAUUCACACUUGUUGUAUAGUCAAAGAGAAGCCAUUGACCUUUGUUUCUGUUCGGGGUUGGGACUUGAGGCUAAAGUUUAUCAAGCACGCAAAGGACGUGGGUGCUCAGUUGCCAAACUAUCUAGAGUAUCCGAGAUACUUCGAUUUGAAAAAAGAGUUCGUGAAGUAUCAAGAAUUAAAUCAGAUGGCUGAGUUUAAUUCAAUUGAAUAUUCUUCCUUGACUCUAAAUUCUAUCAAAGAGGUUUUAAAAAUUGACAGCGGUGCCGAAUUAAGCUCCAAUGUGGACUUGAUGCUUGAUGUAGUAAAAAAAAUAUUUGACACCAAUACGUCCCCUAACAUUUUCAAAAAGCCACACGAUAUGAACUUAGAUUUGAGCCACUUUUUCAUUGAAAAAUCAAGAAUUAUCUAUAUGACAAAUUUGCCAAGUGACACAACACAGUCCGAGAUGGAGUCCUGGUUCAGCCAAUUUAAUGGUCGUGCCAUAGCCUUCUGGAGUAUAAAAGGCCCUGCUCUUGUUAGCCAGGUGGCUCCUCAAGUAAAUGACUCCUCUAACUUGUCCUAUAAUAAUAGUUCAGUGUCAGAGCCCGUGAAAACAUGUUCUGGUUUUUCAAUCUUUGCCUCUCACGAAGAUGCAAUUGAAGCUUUAUCUAUGAAUGGUCAAUUUUUGAACGAUAGACUAAUUGAACUUCAACCUUCCUCUGUCCGUGUUUUAGAUAAAGCCCAGGAUAUUUUGUCUCCAUUUCCAUCGUCAAAAAAUAAACCUAGACCUGGCGAUUGGACGUGCCCUUCUUGUGGCUUCUCAAAUUUUCAAAGAAGAACAGCUUGUUUUAGAUGCUCUUUUCCUGCAGCAUCGGCAGCUGCAGUUCAGGAGUCGAUUUAUGCUAAUGGUCCUUCUUCGAAUGGUUCUUCUAUCAACGUGCAGAACAAGAGUUACAACAAUAUGAGCUCUAACAAUGGAAAUCAAAACAUGAAUGAUAAUGGAACAAACUCUAUGAAUUACAAUUCCAACAACAAUCAUUACAGCAAUUAUAAUGCUUACAAUAACAAUUCAAAUAGUUAUAACACCAAUAACAAAAAUGAUGGUAAUAGUAAUGGUUACAAUAUGACCAUGUCGUCUAGUAACAAUGGCAAUAGUAUAGGCAACAACAAUAGUAAUGGUAGUAGCAAUAGCGGUAACGGAAAUAGUAAUGGCAAUAACAGUAAUAGUGGUUAUAGUAGCCGACAAUGUUCCAAUGUUCCUUUCCGUGCAGGUGAUUGGAAAUGUCUUAACGAAACCUGUGCAUACCACAAUUUUGCCAAAAAUGUUUGCUGUCUCAAGUGUGGUGCUCCAAGAGUUCAAAGUGCUAUUAUAAACGGCCAUGCACAUAACCAGCAUCGUAAUAAUAGCGAUAAUAAUAGCAUGAAUGGUUCAGUGGCUAAUAGCGGCACUAACAAUAACAAUAAUCAUCAUCACAAUGGUAAUCAUAACCAUCAUCACAACAAUGGUAAGAAUGCACUCAAUCAUAAUAACCAGCAUAUUAUGAACUCGAACUACUCGUCGAGGUCUAACUCUUUGCCAAGCCACAUGAAUUCUCAGUUCAACCAGAACUUGAACUCGCAACAUUUCAACAGCAACCAAUACACGCAGAACCAAAAUCAAGGACAGCAACAAUCAAAUUACAACAAAUUCAAGUCGUCGACCUCUGAUGUUUAUAGUAUGGAGAUGGGUAAUCGUUCUAACCUCAUCAGUUCUGUCCCGGGAACUCCAACUAUUACUGGGACGCGUGGAAAUUCUGGAUAUACUUCAAAUAAUCCAUCAUCUUUGAACAUGGCAUCAAACCAGGUUUUAAAGGGGGACAACACUGCUUAUGAUUUGGCAAGCCGUAUUGGAGGUUUGAGCUUGAAUCAUACGGGAGCUAGUGGUAGUAGCAGUGUGAGCGCAACAAGUGGUAUCAACAGCAUGCUCAAUUUGAAUAUUCCAAACUUGAAUCUAGGCAAUAUGAAUAACAUGGGCAUGAACAGCUUAAGCAAUAAUAUGAAUGGUAUGAAUAACAUUCCUAUGAACAUGAACAUGAACAUGAAUAUGAAUAUGAACAAUCUGGGCAGCAUUGGUGGAAUGAAUAACCUUGGCAGUGUUGGCAACAUUAGUGGAAGUGGAUUAAAUGGGCUUAAUGGGUUGGAAGGACUAAAUGGACUAAAUGUAUUAAAUGGAUUGAAUAACCUAAAUGGAUUAAGUAAUCUCGGCAGGACGUUGAGUUCUCCUAUUGUUUCUGGCAGUCCUGCAGUUGGUGGUGGAUCAUCUGCCGGCACCGGAUUUACAUCAAUUGGCGAUAUUGAUAGAAGUAGUGGGAUGGGUGGUGAAGAAAGUGUUACUGGUAGUAGCUUCGUUGAAAGUAACGGAAAUUGAUGGAAAAAAAAGUUUUUAAUUGAUCAUUUCAUUUUUAUUUGUUUUCUUGUUUAUUAUUUUUUAUUAAGAUUCACUAAAUUCAGAAGUGCC